CAACGUCAUCUCAGUUACAAGAAAAAAACUUUUCAGAAAACAAUUUUCCUGUUUUCUGCACAACUGUUUGGAAUUUUCACUAAAUAUUCGUCUAUUUCUCGGUUGUUUUUCUAGCUGACAUACGAAAUAACAUGUCACAAGAAGUAGAGGAAACAUUGAAACGAAUUCAAUCGCACAAGGGCGUCGUAGGGACGAUUGUGGUUAACAAUGAAGGCAUUCCGGUUAAGAGCACCCUGGACAACACGACCACCGUGCAGUACGCAGGUCUGAUGAGUCAACUAUCGGACAAGGCUCGCAGUGUGGUACGCGAUCUGGAUCCGUCGAACGAUUUGACCUUCCUGAGGGUGCGCUCCAAGAAGCACGAGAUUAUGGUUGCUCCCGAUAAGGACUUUUUGCUAAUCGUUAUUCAAAAUCCGACGGAUUGAGGCGCUUGUGCCCUUCGGAAUGGUCAUCAUAGUGAGUACGAUGCUUUAUUUGUCAUUUAUUUUUUUAAUAGAAUAUCGAAGAAUCGAUUAAAACUGGUAUUUAUUAACUACAUUGGUGUAACAAGUUAAAACUUUCAUUACAAUGAUAAAAUGUUUUUGGAAACUGCUAUAAUACAUUGAAAAGGAAACAAGAU
This is a messenger RNA of Sabethes cyaneus, 619 nucleotides long. RefSeq names its product dynein light chain roadblock-type 2 (gene robl). Gene Ontology annotation, cellular component: cytoplasmic dynein complex; centrosome; cytoplasm. Gene Ontology annotation, biological process: microtubule-based movement. Gene Ontology annotation, molecular function: dynein intermediate chain binding. The coding region runs from base 132 to 425 and encodes 97 amino acids. The record is from RefSeq and is a predicted model, not a curated record. The transcript is spliced from 3 exons. NCBI's taxonomy places the organism in Eukaryota, Metazoa, Arthropoda, Insecta, Diptera, Culicidae.